Messenger RNA from Ailuropoda melanoleuca (giant panda), 7627 nucleotides. It is a transcript of the gene SFMBT2, whose product is annotated as Scm like with four mbt domains 2. Gene Ontology annotation, cellular component: nucleus. NCBI's taxonomy places the organism in Eukaryota, Metazoa, Chordata, Mammalia, Carnivora, Ursidae. The coding region runs from base 192 to 2891 and encodes 899 amino acids. Gene Ontology annotation, biological process: negative regulation of DNA-templated transcription. The record is from RefSeq and is a predicted model, not a curated record. The transcript is spliced from 21 exons. Gene Ontology annotation, molecular function: transcription corepressor activity; histone binding; chromatin binding.
UGAGGUGCAAGUGAGUCCUGCGAGCUGGAGAGCAUUUGAGCAGCAUGGAUCGUGAGGCUUAGAUCUGUUCCUGCAUUUGGCCCCUUGUCUCACCUCUGGGAUUCCAUGUGAAGGAAGCGUCCGAGGUGCCUAGCGUUUAUGGGUAACUCUUGCAGGAUGCAUUAAGGGAAGAGGAGCCUUACUCACUCGGCAUGGAGAGUUUGUCCGCCUCCAGCAUGCAGGACCCUUCCUCCUCACCCUUGGAGAAACAGCAAAGUUCAGUGAGCGGUAAUGGAGGUCUUGAUUCAGAAGAAGGUUCAAGCCUGGAGGAAAUUGGCUUUAACUGGGGAGAGUAUCUGGAAGAAACAGGUGCCAGCGCAGCUCCUCACACAUCUUUCAAGCAUGUUGAAAUCAGCCUUCAGAGCAACUUCCAGCCGGGGAUGAAGUUGGAGGUGGCCAAUAAGACCAACCCAGACACGUACUGGGUGGCCACGGUCAUCACCACCUGCGGACAGCUGCUGCUCCUGCGGUACUGUGGUUACGGCGAGGACCGCCGGGCCGACUUCUGGUGUGACGUGGUGAUCGCGGAUCUCCACCCCGUGGGGUGGUGCACGCAGAACAACAAGGCCUUGAUGCCCCCGGAUGCAAUCAAAGAGAAGUACACAGACUGGACAGAAUUCCUCAUUCGUGAUUUGACUGGUUCCCGGACGGCACCUGCCAGCCUCCUGGAAGGUCCUCUGCGAGGGAAAGGCCCUAUAGACCUCAUUACAGUUGAUUCCUUAAUAGAACUUCAGGAUUCUCAGAGCCCUUUUCAGUACUGGAUAGUUAGUGUGAUUGAAAAUGUUGGAGGAAGAUUACGCCUUCGCUAUGUGGGAUUGGAGGACACUGAAUCCUAUGACCAGUGGUUGUUUUACUUGGAUUACAGACUUCGACCAGUUGGUUGGUGUCAAGAGAAUAAAUACAGAAUGGACCCACCUUCAGAAAUCUAUCCUUUGAAGAUGGCGUCUGAGUGGAAAUGUGCUCUGGAAAAAUCCCUUACUGAUGCCGCACAGUUUCCUCUUCCAAUGGAAGUAUUUAAGGAUCAUGCAGAUCUGCGAAGCCAUUUCUUCACAGUUGGGAUGAAGCUAGAAACAGUGAAUUUGAGCGAGCCCUUUCAUAUCUGUCCUGCAUCAGUGACCAAGGUUUUUAACAAUCAUUUUUUUCAAGUGACUAUUGAUGACCUAAGACCAGAACCUAGUAAACUCUCAAUGCUGUGCCAUGCGGAUUCUUUGGGGAUUUUACCAGUACAAUGGUGCCUUAAAAACGGAGUCAAUCUCACACCUCCCAAAGGUUACUCUGGCCAGGACUUCGACUGGGCCGAUUAUCACAAGCUGCAUGGAACAGAAGAAGCACCUCCCUUCUGCUUCAGAAAUACAUCAUUCAGUCGGGGUUUCACAAAGAACAUGAAGCUCGAAGCCGUCAACCCCAGGAAUCCAGGCGAGCUCUGCGUGGCCUCUGUUGUCAGUGUGAAGGGGAGGCUGAUGUGGCUUCACCUGGAAGGUCUGCAGACCCCUGCUCCGGAGUUCAUUGUGGACGUGGAGUCCAUGGACAUCUUCCCCGUGGGCUGGUGCGAAGCAAACUCUUACCCUCUGACCGCACCACACAAAACAGUCUCACAAAAGAAGAGAAAGAUUGCAGUCGUGCAACCAGAAAAACAAUUGCCAUCCACAGUGCCUGUUGAGAAAAUACCUCAUGACCUCUGUCUAUUCUCUCACCUGGACUCCACAGGUACUGUCAACGGGAAAUACUGCUGUCCUCAGCUUUUUAUCAACCACAGGUGUUUCUCAGGCCCUUACCUGAACAAAGGGAGAAUAGCAGAGCUACCUCAGUCAGUGGGACCAGGCAAAUGUGUGCUGGUUCUGAAAGAGGUCCUAAGCAUGAUAAUCAAUGCAGCUUACAAGCCUGGAAGGGUAUUAAGAGAAUUACAGCUGGUGGAAGACCCACACUGGAAUUUUCAGGAGGAGACACUGAAGGCAAAGUACAGAGGCAAAACGUACCGGGCCGUGGCCAAAAUCGUGCGAACCUCUGACCAAGUAGCAGAUUUCUGCCGGCGGGUUUGUGCCAAGCUGGAAUGCUGCCCAAAUUUGUUCAGUCCUGUGCUGGUUUCGGAGAACUGCCCAGAGAACUGCUCCAUCCACACCAAAACCAAGUACACCUAUUAUUACGGAAAGAGGAAGAAGAUCGUGAAGCCCCCAAUUGGGGAAGCCAGCACCGAGAGCGGGCACCCAAAGCCAGCCAGACGUAGGAAACGGCGAAAAUCCAUCUUCGUGCAGAAGAAGCGGAGGUCUUCUGCCGUGGACUUGGCCGCAGGCUCGGGGGAGGAGAGUGAGGAAGAGGAUGCGGAUGGCAUGGACGAGGACACUGGGAGUGAGGAGACCAGCUCUGAGCUCCGCGAUGACCAGACGGACACCUCUUCGGCCGAGGUCCCAUCUGCGCGGCCCCGGAGGGCCGUCACCCUGAGGAGCAGCUCCGAGCCUGAGCGCCGGCCGCCCAUGGAGAGGCCGCGACGGGGCCGGAGGGCUCAGGCCGCCUCCUGUGCCGAGGGGGCAGAGCAGGGCGCAGCUAUCGGCCACGACGCUGUAGAGCUAACACCGCGGGCCCUGGACACAAAGCAAGAGGAGGAGGAGAGGCUCGUUUUGGAGAGCAACCCGUUGGAGUGGACGGUGACCGACGUGGUGAGGUUCAUUAAGCUGACGGACUGUGCCCCCCUGGCCAAGAUAUUUCAGGAACAGGACAUUGAUGGGCAGGCGCUCUUGCUGCUGACCCUCCCCACCGUGCAGGAGUGCAUGGAGCUGAAGCUGGGGCCCGCCAUCAAGCUGUGCCACCAGAUCGAGCGAGUAAAAGUGGCUUUCUACACCCAGUAUGCCAACUGACGCUCCCCUCCUGGGAGGUGACCCAGCGUCGUGCUGAUGCAGCGUCUUGGGAAGGUUUGGGGACCGAAGCUUUAUUUUUUGGGCGAUGUGAGCUAUGAAAAGCAGGAAGCAGGAAGCAGGAAGGACCUCCUUCCCUCUCCAGCCUGUGUGAUAUUACCACGUUUUCAAGCACACCCAGGGCCACAGCAGUGGCUCCCAGAGUGUUGGGCGCUGCGGGAAAGGGAAGAACGUCUCUGUACGUCCACAUCUUGCCUUCCUCCCUCCGGAAACCAAGCAGCUCCCCGCGAAGGGCUUUCCUCAACCAUGGUCCACUUUGCUUUGAAAAUGAAGGCACAGUUGAUAUCUUUUCAGAACAUGCCCAGGGAGGACACCAGCUGGUGGUCGUUCUAGAUGCUUCUUCCGUGAGGAUGCACAUGCGGCCGUGGCUACGUGGGUGUCAGUUUGAUCUUGGUGGCAACUUACUUCUCAAACACACUUGUUUCAGGAUGUGGUUAUAAAAGGAUGGGCUAAACCCGCAUCACCUGUCAGAGGUGCCUUUUAGGAAGUAGGGGGGCGGGAAGGCAGGUGGCAUGUUGUUGCAGUGAGACCGUUCUUCCUGAGCGACGGACGUCUAGAACCUGUAGAGAGUUCCGUUUGCUAUCUUUUAUAGAACUUCACAUAUUGCCAACUUUCUCAUUUAAUUGUGACCAGAUCAGGGAGUGAUUCCUUUAGUCUGUUGGGAAAUGCUGAGCUGUGUAUUGAAGGAACAGCUUAAUUUCAGAGAGGAGUGGGAAGAGACUUGGGGAAGCUUUUAAUAAACCAGCUGUGUCCCCUUAGAAGGAUCCUGCAGAAGGUCUCUCGGUGAGCUUGGCUUUGAGUGCCACUCGGAUCAGCCCGGCCCUGGGACGUCCAUUGAGGCUGACAUUCCCGACUAAGAGCAGGGCGGCAACCUGGCGCUGUGACUUGGCUCAGCCCUGCUCUCCUGCUGACACGGCUCGUGGCCACCUGUGAUCCUGGGUCACCACAUCACUCUGGACCCCCUCGUCCACCUCCUGCUCCUGUUAAGGGAAGACUCCCAGUCCGCCAGUGUGAGACGCAGCAGGUGAAAAAGAAUCCUAUCAGCACAGCGUUCACUGUUUCCUGCAGCCCAGUCUGGCCUGGAGGUUGCCGACAUUUCUUGGGCAGUUUUCAUUACAUCGGUUAAGUCCCUUUGCCGAGAGGUGUGUGGCUCUGGGAAUUGACUGGGGUUUCUUUUGUACCGAGCACUUCAUCUGUGUGUGCCUAUGAGGGACCCAGUGUGCUCGUUCCAGCCCGAAUGGACUGCCCUGCUCCGUUGUGAGAUGUCCACAUGCCUUUUGACACGUGCGCCAGGAAACCAGACCUUCUGCUCGUCUGGACGUGGAAGGGGAGCGCAGCCUUCUGCUGCUCUUGUGCCAUAAUCACCUUGAUCUCUUCUCCUUGAUUAGAGUCCCCACCGCCGUCGGGACGUCAUGUGGUGAGCUUACGAGCUGUCAUGUUUCUGCAUACGUUUUAAGGCAUGAUUAUCUGUCAGAUUUUGCAAAGUUUGAUGACUAACGCUCACCUUUAUUCACAGUCUUUCCCUGUUAACAGAUGCAACUGGGAAACCUAUUUUGCAGGUGACUUUUCCCUCUCCUCCCUAGCUGAUUUCUACCACCAAGUUUUAAACGUUUGGCAAGUGGGGUUGCCUGGGGACUGUGCUGGAAGGACUGGCGUCGCACACCAGGAUGCUGGCAGCAUGGCGAGGACGGAAGCGUCCAUCGUGACUUGCGCUUGGCUCGCAGUCAGGCUUCUGUCUCCAAAGCCGAGGUGUCAGCCUCCUCCCGGGUCCCUACUCCUGCCUUCUCAGCCACAUACUUUGGCCUUAAACGCUCAGCCUUGUGGAGUCCAUUGGAAAGGGUAUCCAUUUCAGGAUCUUUGGCAUUUUUCCUGCGCUGACUCACUCGUGAUCCUUCACUGUGGCCUUUUCAAGCUGAGCUAUUCCUGUUGCAUCUGAAACGGGAGCGAGGGGAUGUGGUGGCUGCAGCGUAAUGUCGUACUUUCGGAGCGAGUGUCCCCUCCUCGUGCCCUUUCAAGUAAAGGCACGGAGCAGGAGGUGCUCCGUGGGAGGAGACAGAGCUCGCAGGCCUCUCUGGAGCCCCCCACCCCCGGAGGAGCUGGAAAGCCUCCCCUCGGCCGCCCUUGCUAGGGAAGUGUCCUGCUCCCCGAGGGGCCACGUGCCCAACACCUCCUUACCCUCAGUCUCUCUCUGUGUGGUGAUCCGUCACUUCGCCCUUGUCCGCUUGAUGGUGCGUGGUCAGGAAGACGUGGCCGGGGCCAGAGACAGAAGGCCUGGCUCCAGGGUAACCAUCACAGAGGUCGCCUGUGUGUCACCUCCUGACCCUCCAAGAGCCAAGAAACCUUUUAGGGCCCAGAAGAUGCUUUUGCCAUGAGUGUUGCCAGCGUCCUCCUGAACUUAGAUUCUUUGGGGGUCUUCCACUGGAGGGCGUACUUCACAUCGGUAGCAAGUUGGCCACCAAAUGGUAAGGUGGUGGUCGUUCCUCUGUGGGAUUCACCUCACACCAGCUUCUGUCUUAUCAAUAGGGCCAAUUUCCAAGGCACAUUUUACUGUGUUGUUACUGUGUCUCUUAAGGCAGGAAAUGGUGAUUUUAUGUCUCCCCCCUCCCCUGGUACCACCACAGCCCAAGCCAGACGUUUCUCUGUUGAAACGCCAACAAGUGACGUCCCUCCCCGCUUUUCUGUCCCCAGAUGCUACAGUCUCUCCUCUGUCUCUGUGAUAAUACUUUGGGACCAAAGUCCUGUCCUCUGUGUAGCUAGCUGGGUCCUUUGUACACCAUGCUGCUCGUUACCUCCUGGAGCCGGCCGAGAAGCCUGGCUUCCCUCUCCUGGCCGAGCAGACACUUUGCAUUCUGUAUGGUGUGUAUAACGUGAGAAGCGGACGUGCCACCUUGUCUUUAAUGGUGAGAGGCAUCACACAGUCCCAUCCUGAAACUAAGGCAGCUGGCUCUGCCCCUUCCUUCUUGACUGCGUCUGUCCUGUGUUGGGAAAAUAUCGGAUCACGAUAUAAACCUCAAAAGAGCAGGGUACAGCUGGCAUUGCAAACAAACUUCUUUGCUUUUCCAAAAAAAAAAAAAAGACAAAAAACAAAAAUGGAAACCAGUUUCCUUCAAGUUGCAUCAUCCAGAGAACUCAUCCAUCGCUUUUAAAAUUAAGUUCAUUUGAUCAAAGUUUGGCUCGCACACAGUGUUCGGGCUGUGCAGCCGAUAGGUUGCUUUACCUUAUUUGAUCAUAUUUGAAAGAGUAUUUCCUGUGUUUGCUUUGAUUGGUUCCUCAGUACAUUAAAAUGACUCAAAGCUUUGACCCUGCUCCUCUGACCCUUGCUAUAGUCUCUGGAAAGUUGAUUUGUAUCAGUCUUUGAAGCUUGGUCUGAGUGUCCUGACUUGUCUCUUAGAAUGCUGAGUGUUGUAUCAGGCAAGUUCUGAGAUUCGCCUUUUAUCUUAGACCAAACACCUCUCUAAGAGCCGUUCUUCCUUCAUUUUGCAAGCACUAGGGUCUUUCAUAACUUCUUUCGUAGAACACCCACUUAUGUUUAUUUCUGUAUAUAGAACUAUUAAAACAGUAGUGUUAAAAUCUUUGUUGUGGUUUGAGCACCAUUGUCGCUUUUUGGUUAAGAUGGUGAAUCUAGGAUCCAAGUACUCUGUUCUGUCUUUAGAAAGCUGUGACCACGUGUGCAAUUAUUUUUGAAGGGAAAGAUAGUAAAUUAAGGUCUCUGUAGUUCUUAAGGAAGCAAUCGUUGUGAUAUACAUACUGCCCGUGUGUUCUGGUGCAGUAGCGGAUAGCAAGGAGAAGCUUCUCUGCAUCUAUCACAGUGUAAUGAUUCUCUGACUCGUUUCCUGUUCUUUUCUGUUGAAGAGUUUUCUGGAAAUUGCUUUCAUCCGUUUAACUUGGUUGAAUACCAGUUGAUUCUCAUAGCUUUUACCACUAGAGUUGGUUUACAAGUAUCCCAAAACAUGGAUGCGAUGAAAUUGAAUUGUGCUAGUUUUGACCCCUGAAUUUACCUAAAAAUUGUAAUUGCUGACACAUGUGCUGCUUUGGGUUUUGGUUAAAAGGAUCUCUAGUUCAAGUGAUAAGAACUGACCCGAACAAUUUCCAGCGGUGGUCUUUCCAUCUUCCUGGUUGGUUUUAAAUGCUGAGGAUUCUGUACCAGCGAGCAGGGCAGUCAUGUCAUGCAACCAAGCCAGAGCGGUGCUCCGCGUGGGCCUGACGGAUACUCUCGAGAAAAAGUAAAGUUCUGGGACCAGCGUUUGCUGAAAAUCAGCUUAUGGUGGGAAAUUAGAGAUAAUUUUUUUUUAAAUGACAGAAGAAAGAAAUCAUCUCAUUUGUUGUUCACAAUGGGAGCUAGCAUGAUGUCCAGAAGCAUAAACUAUCCCUAGUCGUGAAUGUCAAGAGCCCUUUUACUGUUUUGCAUUCCAGUUUGAGUAGUUUGUAUUGAAACCUGAUUCAUAUCUUGUGUACGUUUGGUGUGUAAAAGGAAAAAUCCGUGUUUUUACUUUUGGAAUUUGCAGUACAAAGGGCAUGUUGUUGGUUUGCUGGAAGAUUGUAUUCUGUAUAUAUGUUUUCAUGUAAAUAAAGGAAAAUCUAUAUCAGAGUUAUAUUUUAAUUUUUAUUCUAAAUGAAAAGAAACCCUUUUUACUUGAAAAAAUUGUAAGCCACAUUGUUAAUAAAGUAAAAAUAAGCUC